GAGAAGAAAUCUAGGGAAACGAGAAGAAAUCAGGGCAUUAAACAAUCCAGGCUCACCUUCUCUCGAUGCAAAUCUAAAUGAGCGAAAAUAGAGAGAGAGAGAGAGAGCGAAUAUAGGAAAGCGAUACUAAUGGCUUCCAUGAAGGUAACAAUGGCGUCUAAGAAGAAAGGUGAAAGCGAAGACAUCGAUUUUGUGACGAGGGAAUCCGAUGAUAUGCUUCUGACAAUGCCUAACGGACUCACUGCUCAUAAAAAGGAAGGUCAAAAUUUGGAACAAGAUAAGACUGGAGACUGUGUAAAGGAGAAGGGAGAAGACAUGGACAUUGAUUGGAUGAAUGGGUUGUUGACUGAGGCAAACACUGAUCACAAUUGCCAGGAAACUAUGCACGUGGUUGAAGCUAAUUUGGGAACAUUACACAAAAUCAGUGACCAGAAAGGCAUUGACAAUAAAGUCAUUGACCAGCAGGUGAUGGAAGAUGGUUUGGAGGAAGGCCAGAAAAUGGAGAGUGUCAUUGACAAUGUGGAAACAGCAUCACAAGCUGCUCGGGCAGCAGAGGAAUUGGAUCCAGCCAUUUGGGACAUUAGUCCUUACUCUGGACAACCAAAGGUCGCAGAGAGUAUCAUCAGUUAUUUGUUUCCCACUGAACAACCACAUCUCCUAAAUGAUGAUCCCACUGAACAACCACAAGUCCUCACUGAUAUUCCCACUGAACCACCACAAAUCAUCAAUGAUAUUCCCAAUGAACCACCACAAAUGCCCAAUGUUGUUCCCAUUGAACCACGCCAAGUCCUCACUGAUAUUCCCACUAAACAACCACAAAUCCUCAAUGAUAUUCCCACUGAACCACAACAAGUCCUCAAUGAUGAUCCCAGUGAUGGUAUAGAUGCUGAACCACAGCUCAAUGUUGGUCAACUUGAGGACAUUCAGGAUGAACAAGCAGAAGGCCCUGAUGCUGAAGAACAACACACUAAGGAUAUUGCCAUUGACCAACCAGAAGACACUACAAGGCAGAAAAGGGUUGUGAAAUGCCCAGAUAAGUUUACUCAUUCUGACAAAAAAAUAAAGACAAGAAAGGAAAAGAGCAGACAAGGACCACAGACAUCUAAACAGAAAGCCACAGAUGGUGGUGAUGACAAUUCGCAACCCAAGAAUGUGGAGGCCGAAGCUGGCAUGGCAGAAAGUCAUCCCGAAGGGCUGAAAUUAGCAUUAACUGCUGAGAAUGUGGAGUUGUUUUUAGCACAAGGUCUCCUAAGCAAGAAGAAGAAAGCAAAUGGCACAAAGUACACAAGCCAGGAAAAUGCUUUAAACCCAGAAGAAUUUCGGCCACUGUGGGGGCAUAACGAAACAAUGACAAAAACAUGGUACUAUGGAUUUUUCUACCCUGAUGAAUGGAUGGAUGAUGUGGUAACACAAGAAUAUGGAUUGACCCAGCCAUUUGCAGUAACAGACAGCCUAUUUGUCAGUCUAUUGAAGAGAGAAUAUGACAACUACUUGGGAAAAAGAAAAACCAUUGCUGAAGCAGCAUUGAACACUUCAAUACUGAAACCAAUAGUAGGGGCUGUGCCAGAAUUGGGAGGACGCUGGGCAGAAUGCGAUUAUGUUUACAUGCCAAUCAACACUGGAAACCAUUGGAUACUGGCUGUGCUUGACAUAUCAAAGAAAUGCAUCAGGCUGUAUGAUUCUAACAGCAAGGGGAAGACCAGUCGCCACACAAAACCAUACCUUCCAUGUCUACAGAUAUUACUGCCAAAGGUGAUGGACAAACUGGAAGUGUACAAGGAGCGGAAAAUGCCUGAGAUGGGAGAUGAUGUGCUAGGCAUUGUCAACGUAAAUGAUUGCCCACAACAACAGGACGCGGUGAGCUGUGGCAUAUUCGUUGUAAAGAUGGUUGAGCAUCUAAUCAUGGGGAUGGAAGUGGAUGAAGUGGAUGUUGCAGGCAUUGGGAGUUUCAGGAAAAAAUUUGCAACAGAAAUGCUGUUAUAUGCAAACAAGAGGGCUGACCGGGCUGACCAGGAGGGCUGAGCAUUGGCAUGGGAUAUGUAACCAAGUUUAAAAAACUUUUAUGUUUAAGUAUGCUGUUGUAGUAGUUGCACUAUGGGUUUUAAGUGCAGUAAUAGUACUUUUCCUAUUAUUAAUAAUAUGGGUUGUAAGUG
Cuscuta campestris is the source of this 2153-nucleotide messenger RNA. The record is from the annotation of a GenBank genome assembly. NCBI's taxonomy places the organism in Eukaryota, Viridiplantae, Streptophyta, Magnoliopsida, Solanales, Convolvulaceae.